Molecule: messenger RNA, 2281 nt
Organism: Pyricularia oryzae 70-15
Lineage: Eukaryota; Fungi; Ascomycota; Sordariomycetes; Magnaporthales; Pyriculariaceae
Exons: 6
Coding region: 936-1871 (311 amino acids)
Biological process (GO): ceramide catabolic process; ceramide biosynthetic process
Cellular component (GO): endoplasmic reticulum membrane
Source: RefSeq, a predicted model, not a curated record
UUUUAAUCUAGCCAAUUGAGGCUUUGACCGUCUACACAGUACCUGCCUUAGUAACCGCCCUCCUGGGUCAAUUGAUAUGCACAGAUGGUGCAAAUUGCAUCAUUGGAAUGUUACAAUGCUUAUUUGGGGCUGCAGAACGAAUAACCCUGAAGUACCUACCUAGGCAGGUCUACACCUUGGUCCGUCAGGCCUGAAAGGUCAAUUCCAUGCCCCGUGCAAUAAUAUUAAGUUUUGCAGACUUGACAUAGGCAGUGAGCGCUUGUGAUUGUGGGGAAAGACGAAGGACCAACGCUUGCUAUCCGGGCCAUACCCAGGACCGUGGCCUUGGCCGAGCGGGUUUUCUCGCGGGCCCCUCGGAUAAGGAACUGGAACUACGUGGUGGAUUUUUUUCUGCAAUGAUGUUAGCAACCUAGUCUUGAGUUUCUUUUUAUUAUUUUUCUUCCAUAUUCACCACUCAUUAUUCUCGGUGCACGCCGCUUUAUUAUCAGAUACGGCUUUUUACGGCAACAUCUAGCCAGUCGAAAAGAAGCUAUAUCCCAGCCGGGACCUCUUUUCCCACAGCAUUUAAGACUUUUAAGGCAGGACCUGACUCGGCCCAGCCACCAAAACUUACCUGCCUUCGUCAAACGGCAAUAACCCUGUUGACAAUCUUGAGCCCUCCAAAUUCAAAUACCUGGGACGCGUGUAACAUUUUUUAAUCUCGCGUCACGCAGUAGGAAUUUGUUAACUCGACUCCUUAUUCAUUGUAGUUUCCCUGAUACAAAACCACAUUUUGGUCCAGAACCAUAGUGGCAGUGUAACUCGGGGACGCUGGAGGUCCAUUGGCUUGGGAUUGGACUGUCGGUUUGAAAUAUAUCAUACCCUGCAAGCUUUAAAACACUGCGAUAUAUGGUUUCUCUUACGGAUAUAUGACAUUGUGGUAGCGAUUCGAAAACAUGUCUUCAACAUCCACAUCGCCUUCUGGUUUGCCACUUGGCUUCCCGUACCGCCAGGAAAGAGAUGGCGUUUGGGGAGAGCCAACUUCAACGCUCAAUUGGUGCGAGGAAGACUAUAACAUCACCCCAUAUGUUGCAGAGUUCGUGAACACCUUUACCAACCUCAUCUUUAUCUGGCUCGGGUUCAAGGGAAUCCGCGACUGCAUCGCCAAUGGCUUCUCCUCGGCCCUUGUCUUGAGCUUCGUCGGCUAUGUCGUGAUUGGGCUGGGUUCAAUGGCCUUUCACGGGACGCUGUGGUACUCUAUGCAGCUGGCUGACGAGCUGCCCAUGAUCUGGACGGUCUGCGUCAUGUCACAAGUCACCUUUGCGUACGGCAAGUCGAAAGCCUCUUCGAUUCUUUUGGGAUUCGUAUUUGCUGGUGUUGCUGCGUUUGUGACUAUUUAUUAUGUCACAAACAAAAACCCCGUCUUCCAUCAGGUUGCUUAUGCCUCCAUCACAAUCGGGGUUGUCGUCAAGGGCGCGCUCUGUACCAAGUACGACCUGGAGCCGGCUCUCAAGAGGAGAAGUCCUCUCCAGGCGGACAAGAUCAUGAAGCAAAUGUGGACACUGAUGACCCUGGGCGUCGGUCUGUUCCUUCUCGCAUUUGCCAUUUGGAUGUACGACAUCGUUUACUGCCACCAUCUCGUGUCCUGGAGAUCGCAUAUGCUUUUGCCCUGGUCCGUCGUCCUUGAAGGCCACGGGUGGUGGCACAUUCUUACUGGUUUGGGAGCAUACAACCUAAUUGUUUGGCGUGUGUGGCUUAGCUGCUGCCUGGAUGGCAAGGAGGACACCUUUGAGCUGCGGAGGAUAACACUGUUGCGCGUGCCUGAGGUCGUCCCGAUCAGGCAUAAAUCUAACGGUGUCAUAUCACAGAAGCCCAAGUCAAAAAGUGCUUAAGACUCUGCAAAGCUAAUGGCUGUUGUUUGGUCAAAUAUAUCACGGAAAAAUCGCGUAGUCAUUGCGUGAAGGAGCAGACUUCGAUUCAAUGGUAUAAAGGCACACGGGUUGAGUCUUGGUAUGUAACUUACAACGGCAGCCUUUCUAGAACCGCUGCUACAAUUACUCGCUCAAAAUCAACAAUUGCUCAUUCCAGUGAAGUUUUGAUGAUCUUGUUCAUCAAGGCAGCACGACCAACUCAGCCAGAAUAAAAAGAGAGAAAGGGACGAAUAUUUCCAUGAAACGUCAACUAUAACUGGCCAAGUCCCAAAUGUCUACCGAAGAACCUGCCCUAUGUGGAAAUUAUCGCCCCUGCGCAAUGACGCCACGGGAAAGAUUUACCGUCGGCUUACCACCCAACGAUGCGGGGA